UUUCCAUCUUUGACACACCUGAGUUUCUGGUUUACAGGAAAUGAAACGACGGCGUUCCCAGUGAAGACGAGAAGUGGCGCAGAAAGAAAAUACGAUGGCGUCUGUCAAAUUCUCCUGUUCUAUCUGUCUGGAUAUUCUGAAGGAACCAGUGACUGUUCCCUGUGGACACAGCUACUGCAUGAGCUGCAUCAAGACCUACUGGGACGGAGAAGAUCAGAGGGGAAACCACAGCUGUCCUCAGUGCAGAGAGACCUUCACUCCCAGGCCGGUUCUGGUGAAGAACAUCAUGUUAGCAGAGUUAGUGGAGGAGCUGAAGAAGACUGAACUCAGAUCUGAUCUCUGCUACGCUGGACCUGAAGACGUGUCCUGUGACGUCUGCUCUGGAAUGAAGAUGAAAGCCGUCAAGUCCUGUCUGGACUGUCUGGCUUCUUACUGUGAGGAACAUCUCCAACCUCACUCUGUUGCUCUAGCUUUACAGAAACACAAGCUGGUCGACCCCUCCAGGAAUCUACAGCAGAACAUCUGCUCUCUGCAUGAUGAGGUGAUGAAGAUCUACUGUCGUACUGAUCAGCAGAACAUCUGUUAUCUCUGUCUGAUGGACGAACACAAAGGUCAUGAGACGGUUUCAGCAGCUACAGAAAGAAUGGAGAAGCAGAAGAAGCUCCAGGAGACUCGACAACAAAUCCAGCAGAAGAUCCAGGACUGUGCAAAAGCUGUGAAGGAGCUCCAGCAGGAGGUGGAGGACAUCAACACUUCUGCUGACAAAGCAGUGGAGGACAGUGAGGAGAUCUUCUCUGAGAUGAUCCGUCUCCUCCAGAACAGAAGCUCUGAGGUGAAGCAGCAGAUCAGAUCCCAGCAGGAGGACGAAGUGAAUCGAGUCCUGGAUCUUCAGGAGAAGCUGGAGCAGGAGAUCAGAGAUCUGAAGAGCAAAGACAGAGAGAUGGAGCAGCUCUCUCACACAGAGGAGCACAGCCAGUUCCUGCACAGAUACCCCUCACUGUCUGCACUCAGUGAGUCCACACACUCAUCCAGCUUCCACUUUAGUCCUCUGAGGUACUUUGAGGAGGUGACAGCAGCUGUGGCAGACACCAGAGACAAACUACAGGAGCUCCUGAGGGACAAACGAGCAGACAUCUUACCGACUCUGAUCCAAUACCAGGACUCGUAAAAUUCUUCUGAACUAAACACGGCACAUGAGCUGCUGGAAAUUUCUGAGGGGAUUCAGAAAGUAAUAAUAAUGAGAGAAAGUCAUUUCUAUACGUUUCAUCUGGACCGAUUCACUAGAAGGUGGCAGGUUCUGAGCAAACAGGGUCUCUUUAAGAGCAUCAGCAGAGAAGGUGAUUAUAACGACACUUCAUUUGGAUUAAACAAGAAGUCGUGGGCUCUAUGCUGUUCAGAGGACAGUUAUACAUUCUAUCACAAGUAAAGACACGUCUGUCUCAGGACCUUAUUCCUCCAGGGUGGGGGUGUACCUGGACCAUGGAGCGGGUGUUCUGGCCUUCUACGCCGUCUCUGAAACCAUGACUCUGCUCCACAGAGUGCAGACCAAGUUCACCAAACCGCUCCAUGUUGGGCUUUGGCUUCUGCGCUCAAACAGAACCACCGCGGAGAUUGUGAAACUCACCCGAUGAUGAGUUGUGAUGGCAUUUCAGAGCUUUGAAUUUCCUUCAUCACAUCAAAAUAUACCAAGAACUUGUGUCAAGUGUCAAUUAUCAGAAAAUGUAUGGACUCUGUGCGAGCAACCGUCCGAAGGGCCUAAACCUGCUUACACUAUUUCACUUGCGAAAAAAGUAAAUUUUAAAUCAAUUGUCAAUUUGGUAUUUUAAUCAAAAUUUUAAAUGUAUUUUCACAAGAGAGGGACUAUUUGAUACAUGGUGUGACAUGCUGUCAUGGUAACGGCUAAAGCCCCCUCUGUCACAGCUGGUUUAUGACGACCGCUGACUGUAUCUAAGAACUGGACUGACUGGGUGUGACAUCGCCCAUAGAAAACAGUUCAUUUCCAUCUCUGACAAUUUAGUCAGUUUUUUGCAAUACAUUGCCGCCUUGUUGGAGCCAGAUGAGGUCAGUAAGCAGUGAGUCAAUGGUCUGCGUCAACGUCUCUAUGAUAACUACUCUCACCAAUCAGGAGAGAGCUUGUUGGAACCUCAUUGAGGUUUGGUUUUAAAUGUUGUGCAUUUAAAACUUACUUAUAUUGAGGCAUGUGAUUGUUCAGUUUAUAACGUGAACCACAGCAAAAAUAUCAUGAUAAAAGUGAUAUAUUAUCAAGAACAUGUUAAAAAAGGUAAAAGAUCAAGAAUGGCUGUUCUGACAAAUAGAAGGACUGAGUAGCAGUUGUUUCUUCCACUUGCUGUUUAGAAUGCCAGAGUGGAAGGGUCCCUCUGUCCAGUUCUCAUACCCAGUCAAUGAAAAGGACUAGCCAGCAGGAAAAAUGUAUAUAUGGUGAAAGUGGUAUAUAUGGUAAAAGUGGUAUAAAUGGUAAAAGUGG
This is a messenger RNA of Oryzias latipes (Japanese medaka), 2485 nucleotides long. Its product is annotated as E3 ubiquitin/ISG15 ligase TRIM25-like. Lineage: Eukaryota; Metazoa; Chordata; Actinopteri; Beloniformes; Adrianichthyidae. Gene Ontology annotation, molecular function: zinc ion binding. The record is from RefSeq and is a predicted model, not a curated record.